Durio zibethinus is the source of this 1143-nucleotide messenger RNA. RefSeq names its product AIG2-like (avirulence induced gene) family protein. Gene Ontology annotation, molecular function: gamma-glutamylaminecyclotransferase activity. The record is from RefSeq and is a predicted model, not a curated record. Lineage: Eukaryota; Viridiplantae; Streptophyta; Magnoliopsida; Malvales; Malvaceae. Gene Ontology annotation, cellular component: cytosol.
AUGGUUUAUUUGUGCAGACACAAACCAAUGGUUUGUUUGCAGUCCAAAAAUGGAAAUAGCGUUUAGAAAGGAAUGAAAAGAUCCAGUCCAGAUUGUCUGUUCAUUUUGUGGCUUUUGUUCAUCAUCAUCAUCAUCUCUCUCUCUGUCUUUCUCCAAUCGCCAUGGCUGGAGCCACACAAACCCUGAUCUUCACCUACGGAACUUUGAAACAAGGCCAUGGAAAUCACUAUCUAAUGGAAGACCUUAUCCGGCAAAAUGAAGCCAUUUUUUUAGGUGCUCAUGUAACACACCAACCCCACCCACUUGUUAUAGGCCCACACGGCAUUCCCUACUUCAUCAACCUUCCUGGAUACGGCCAUCGAGUCAAAGGCGAGUUAUACACUGUGUCAACUCGGGGACUAGUCCGACUGGAUGAACUAGAGGGCACCAGCAUCGGACAUUACGAGAGGUUACCUAUUCAAGUGUAUGAAGAAGAGAAAGGUGACGAUUUGGUUGCUACGGAGGCGUAUUUCGCGCAUAGGAGUUUCGGAGAGAGGCUGUGGGAGAAGAAAGGGAAGGUGGGUUUGAUCGAGUUUGGAGAAAAAGAGGGAAAAGAGUAUGUAGGAAAAGAGGAUAGGCCUGAUGGAUGUGAUUUUCUUCAUGAUAUUACAUCAUUUGUUAACAACCCUUGAUGAAUAAUUCUCUUUUCUUCUUUAGUUUGGAAAUAAAUCAAAUAAUUCUAUGAUUACAAUUGGUUUUAUAUUAAAUUCUUUCUUUCCUGUUGUGAAGAUUAUUUUAGUUGUUACAUUCGAUGGUUAUUUUUACCACGAUCUUGAUUGGUGCUUGACAGGGAUUGUUUGUGACCACAGUAUCAUCUCUAGUUUCUCGUUCUUUAAUCCUGACCAGUGACUAGUGUGGUUGCCCCUGAGGGCAUCUGCCGACAAUUUGUCUCAUUUCAUUUGUUGGUGUUGAUAAUACUUAUGAAACAAAAAAGGCAAGCACACUGCACUGUACUCGAUUAUUAAUUAUAAGAGCAUGGGGCCUCUAGGCCACCAUUUAUUUGUAACACAACAUCAAGCUCGAUCUGCAGCACUUUUUCUGGUUUAUAUUAUGCUUGACAUCUUGGUUACAAAAUCUCUUUUUCCAUAAGCUAUUAUGUACACU